GGAGUAAAACUGUGGAGCGAGUCGUUUUUAGGUAAUGCCCUAUCUUUAUAUGCCUUCUGAUUCUCUGGUCCCUUCUGCACAACCCCGUUCUCCCUCUCUCUAUCUCCCUGCAUAACGCACAGACCUUCAAAUCCCUAGCUCUACUGCAGCAGCACUCCUUCCCCUUGCCCUUGUGAUUCUCUUUUUUUUUUUUUUUUUUUUUUUUUCCAAGAAAAGAAAACCGUUUAGCUUUCUUGCUUCCUACAUUUCUUGACUGUCCCGGGGUUGAAUGCAAGCUGGGUUUGAUCGAAGAUCUCCGUUUGAUUACUGCUGGAUCACUGAAGUCAACGAGAAAUUGUCAGAAUUAAAUGGAAGAAGGGAAAUGAGUCUUCGUCUCUGGUGUGAAGAUAUGUAUACAUUGGAUCAAUGUGGGUUACCAUCAUAAGUGGUGUUAAGAUGAGGAGCUCAUUGAUGCUGUUGAAUUCAGCAAUGAAGAUGAAAAGAAGAUGAUGUUAAAGACUUCUCCUGGUCCUGCCAGCUAAAUAAAAAAUUCAAGGAAGUUCUGAUGAAAUAAAAGAAAGCAAUGAGGAAGAAAUUGGGAAAAAGCAUCAGAUUUGGAUGAAAUUGUUGUUGAAGAACCUGCAUUAGUUGAAUUGAACUUCAGCAAUUUUGAUGAGUUGAUGGUUAAAAGUAAGGAACUUUGGAUUGUAGAGUUCUUUGCACCUUGAUGUGGAUUUUAUAAAAAAUUAGCUCUUAAGUGGCAGAAAGCUGCAAAUAAUUUGAGGUGAAGGUGAAGUUAAGCCACGUUGACUAUGAUGCUGACAAGUCUCUAAUGAGCAGGCUGAAUGUGCAAGAAUUUCCCAUAAUCUUGGUGUGUGGUGUUGAUAAAAACAAUCCAAUACCUUAUGAAGAUGUCAAUCCUGCACAGCAAGAAGCAACGUUACAACUGCCUUGACUUGGAGACAAGAAUUUACAGCUAGGCAUUUGACCCAGAUUGGAUGGACCAGUAUGAGAAAGUUGAAAAGAUUGGUGAAGGAACAUAUGGAGUAGUAUACAAGGCUCGCAAUCGUGUAACCAAUGAGACUAUAGCUCUGAAGAAAAUACGCUUGGAGCAGGAAGAUGAAGGUGUUCCAAGCACCGCGAUUAGAGAAAUUUCUCUCUUGAAAGAGAUGCAGCAUGGGAACAUUGUGAGGUUGCAGGAUGUUGUGCACUGUGAGAAGCGACUAUAUUUGGUUUUUGAGUAUCUGGACUUGGAUUUGAAGAAGCACAUGGAUUCUUGUCCUGAAUUUGCUAAGAAUCCUCAUCUGAUAAAACAAUUCCUUUAUCAAAUUCUUCGUGGCAUUGCCUACUGCCAUUCUCAUAGAGUUCUUCAUCGAGAUUUGAAACCCCAAAAUCUGCUUAUAGACCGCCGGACCAAUGUGCUAAAGCUUGCAGAUUUUGGAUUGGCCAGAGCAUUUGGUAUUCCUGUUAGGACAUUUACACAUGAGGUGGUAACUCUGUGGUAUAGAGCACCAGAAAUUCUGCUUGGAGCUCGACAUUACUCAACCCCUGUUGAUGUGUGGUCGGUUGGAUGUAUAUUUUCUGAGAUGGUUAACCGGCAGCCAUUAUUCCCUGGGGACUCUGAGAUUGAUGAACUAUUCAAGAUUUUCAGAGUCUUGGGAACUCCAAAUGAGGACACAUGGCCUGGGGUGACUUCUUUGCCUGACUUCAAGUCUGCCUUCCCCAAGUGGCCGUCUAAGGACUUGGCAACUAUAGUUCCGACUCUUGAACCAGCUGGGGUUGACCUUCUUAGUAAAAUGCUCUGCUUGGAUCCCAGCAAAAGGAUUACAGCCCGAAGUGCUCUUGAGCAUGAAUACUUCAAGGACAUUGAUUUCCUUCCCUAGUACCCUUUUCUCAUUAGUAAUUACACAAUAUAUACAUAUGUCGUUGUAUAGCGCUUGAUGGAUUUUGAUUGUUUUGCUCUUUCAAUUUUCUUGGCUUUGAACUGAUUAAUUUUCUUGGGAUCUUCUAGAAUCUGUCGUCUCUUGAGCUCUUUAUUAUAAACGAUAAAGACAGGGUUGGGAUUUUCGUACUUUUUCCGGUUUGCUUGUAGUGAACCUUGCCAUUUGCUUUAUUAAAAAUAUUUUCCGUCCUCUUUUUUUUUCUCA
Manihot esculenta (cassava) is the source of this 2126-nucleotide messenger RNA. RefSeq names its product cell division control protein 2 homolog. Lineage: Eukaryota; Viridiplantae; Streptophyta; Magnoliopsida; Malpighiales; Euphorbiaceae. Gene Ontology annotation, biological process: protein phosphorylation; regulation of gene expression; regulation of meiotic cell cycle. Gene Ontology annotation, molecular function: cyclin binding; ATP binding; cyclin-dependent protein serine/threonine kinase activity. The record is from RefSeq and is a predicted model, not a curated record. The transcript has 11 exons. Gene Ontology annotation, cellular component: nucleus; cyclin-dependent protein kinase holoenzyme complex; cytoplasm. The coding region runs from base 978 to 1862 and encodes 294 amino acids.